This is a messenger RNA of Fomitiporia mediterranea MF3/22, 2227 nucleotides long. RefSeq lists its product as uncharacterized. Gene Ontology annotation, cellular component: plasma membrane. NCBI's taxonomy places the organism in Eukaryota, Fungi, Basidiomycota, Agaricomycetes, Hymenochaetales, Hymenochaetaceae. The transcript is spliced from 11 exons. Gene Ontology annotation, biological process: copper ion import; intracellular iron ion homeostasis; iron ion transport. The coding region runs from base 29 to 2017 and encodes 662 amino acids. The record is from RefSeq and is a predicted model, not a curated record. Gene Ontology annotation, molecular function: ferric-chelate reductase activity.
CCCAGUUUUCCUCAGGUGUCUCUCCGUCAUGGACCUCUCGCAAGGCUUUGAGAUGCGCUCCUCCUUGCAGACGCGACAGGACACAGAUCUCGAUAAAACGCUGCGGAAGUUGCGCGCUAAAACAUACCCUCAGUACGCUGUCUAUUUACUAGUCUGUACCAUCUUCGUUGCCGCUCUCUGUAAUGCCGCGUCCAUCCUAUACAAUUAUCUUUCCCUUCGGGCGGGUAUGAGAGGUAGACGGUUAGGAGAUAACGGCGAUAGGGACACCGAAGCUGCCCCGGCAAUAUCUAGACGGCGUAUUGGUGGCAUUUCUCUGAGACGUAUGCCGUUGGCGGCUGUGAAUGCAGUACGCAUAGUAGCGUUCAGGGUGUCUCUCCCAGUAGCGCCGAAUGUCCGAAUUCCACUUUUCGAGGUCUUCGUCUGCCUUGCCCACCUCCUUGCGAUCCUCCUAUUUGAGUUUGUGAACUCAUGGAAUCUAGCAGAUAUGCUAGAUAUUACUUAUUGGGCUAAUCGUGCGGCAGACUUGGCUGUCAGCCAACUUGCCUUCAUUCUCGCACUUUCUGGAAAGAAUAAUAUUAUUUCAUUGCUCACUGGGAUAAGUUACGAGAAACUGAACAUUUUCCAUCGCUCAGCUUCGCGAGUGGUCCUUCUUCUCAUAUGGACUCAUAUGUGGGCUCGUUGGAAGCUAGGCCUCACUGGGGAUGAUUCCAUGAAAUUUGUGUGGUUACACUGCGGUAUUGCGGCAAAUACUUGUCUCACACUUCUGGUUAUUCUGGGGACGCGGCAACUCCGAGACCGGAACUAUGAAUUCUUCCUCGCCGUGCAUAUCGUACUCUCUGUUGUAUUCCUUAUCGCAGCAUCCAUACAUGUUACGAACGACAGAAAGUUCCUUCCUUAUGUGUGGUCAGCAUGCAUUAUCUGGGGCCUCGAUCGUUUCCUGCGCCUUGUACGCGUACUCCGCAUUCGCUACCUCAAUUCGAAGUGCAAGGGGAGCCAUGCACAAGCAACUAUCAAAGCUUUGUCUUCAGACACAGUAGCUGUGUCUAUGCGUAUUGUGCAGCCUAGCUGUUCUCUAUUCAAGUUUGGUUGGCGUCCUGGACAGAGUGCUUAUCUUACCGUCCCAGCUGUUACCCCUUGGUCAUGGGGUGUGUCGAUUGAAGCCCAUCCGUUUACGAUUGCUUCAAUUGACGAGACGGUGGAACGUGAUGGGGGCGAAGAAGACGAACUGGAGAUGAAGUUCAUCAUUCGUGUACGCGAUGGAUUUACGAGGAGGUUGCAUGGGUUCGCGGUUAGUGCGGGUGGUUCGUGUGCUGUAUCGGCGUUUGUGGAUGGGCCGUACGGUGACCCCCCCAAUGUGUAUUUCUAUCCGAAUGUUGUUCUUGUUGCAGGAGGCUCGGGUGUAUCAUUCACGUUGCCUCUCCUUCUCGAUCUUGUCAGGCGUGCUCGGAAGGAAACCCCGGAUACGCUGUGCAAGAAGGUCAAGUUCGUUUGGUACAUUCGCGAGAGAAUCCACUACGAGUCGAUGAAAGCAGAGUUCGACGCGAUUCAAGCGAACCUCCCGGCUAAUCUUGAGGUCGAGAUCAACGUCUUCGUUACAGGGAACACAGACGACAGCCUAGGGGUUGGUGUUGCAUCACUCGGACAUUGCGCUGAGAAAAUGACUCCGGGAGACGUUCAUCACGAAUUGGAGGAUAGCACUGAUAGCUCAAAGGAAAAGCUGGAGUUGGAGUUACCUGUAGCCGAGGAUGAAAAGGAUGAGAAGUCAGCUGGUUCUGGGACCGGUAAUGCUAAUAACAACAAAAUUGUGCAUUUGGAAUAUGGAAGGCCUGUUAUUGCGAAGACUUUGGAGGAGGAGGUUAUAGUUUGUGAGGACUCGGUUGCUGUCUGUGUAUCUGGACCACAGACGUUGAUUGACGAUGUUCGGGGUGCGUUGGCGAAGAGAAGCGUAGCAGGCCCAAUGAACGUCUUACGUGGAGGAGCGAGCGUGUUCCUGCAUGUUGAGCAUUUUGGCAUGUAGAGACGGGGCUAAACCGUAAACGUCACGGUGCCUCCUUCUCUCUGCUUGAGACUCAGAGUGUUGAAAAUGCAAUAGUAAAUUUAGACUUUUUGUUUUUCGUUGAUCGUGUAUAAUACAUUUGAUAUGCAUACAUGUAUGAAGUGUUUUUACUUCUCCUUCUUCUUCUCUGAAUUGGAUAUUGGAUAUUUGGAUGUUGGUUUUUGGUACCUG